Megalobrama amblycephala (Wuchang bream) is the source of this 599-nucleotide messenger RNA. It is a transcript of the gene ndufb2, whose product is annotated as NADH:ubiquinone oxidoreductase subunit B2. Gene Ontology annotation, cellular component: mitochondrial inner membrane. The transcript has 4 exons. The record is from RefSeq and is a predicted model, not a curated record. NCBI's taxonomy places the organism in Eukaryota, Metazoa, Chordata, Actinopteri, Cypriniformes, Xenocyprididae. The coding region runs from base 146 to 451 and encodes 101 amino acids.
AUCGAAACGCCUUAUUUCAAGUGACCAAUCACAGCGCUCGUUAUUAGCAGGCCAAAAGAAACAGCCGCUGUAAAGGUGACAUUUCUCCGUCUGGUCACCGUAGUCAAUACCAUCCAGACUCGUUGUAAAAAGCACAGAUAUAAGCAUGUCUUCUCUCAGGAGGACGGCGGGUGUCCUCCGAACCGGCCUGCAGCUCUUCAAACGCGGACCUCAGAAGAUGACCGUCAGAAAGGCAGGAGGCGGCCCUCAUAUUGAAGCCCAGUACAGACAGCCUCCUCAGAUCACCAAAAACCAGAAGUUUCAGGCGGAGCUGCUCAGCGGUGCCAUGUGGUUCUGGAUCCUGUGGCACACCUGGCACGACUCGGACGCCAUCCUGGGUCAUUUCCCAUGGCCGGACACUUCAGCAUGGACCGACGAGGAGCUGGGAAUCCCACCUGAUGAUGAAGAGUAGACUCGCCCUCAACACCCCAAUAUGUGAUCGAAACCCGCACAUUUUCUGCAGAGGAAACUGAAAGUUCCUGUUAUGCUGUAUGGACUUAUUAUCAAGUCUAAUUAUAAAAGUUGCAUUAUAAAAUAAAUAAAAGCAAUCGACUCUUGAA